GGCUUGUCUUAUUAAAUGCUUCAUGCUCUUUUCCUUCAUUUCUAUUCAAAUUUCAAAUUGUCCCCACUUUCCCUUUAGUUUUAGUUCCAAAUUUUCAAGUGAAAGAAACACAAGAAGAAAAUGGUAAAUGAAGCAUAGCUGAAAGAAUAUGAGCACAGCCAGAUUCAUCAAGUGUGUCACAGUUGGUGAUGGGGCUGUGGGAAAGACUUGCAUGCUCAUCUCUUACACCAGCAACACAUUCCCCAUGGAUUAUGUUCCCACAGUUUUUGACAAUUUCAGUGCAAAUGUUGUGGUUGAUGGAAGCAUAGUUAACCUAGGAUUAUGGGACACUGCUGGACAGGAAGAUUACAACAGGCUUAGGCCAUUGAGUUAUAGAGGAGCAGAUGUGUUCUUAUUGGCCUUUUCCCUCGUCAGCAAAGCUAGUUAUGAAAAUAUAUCUAAAAAGUGGAUUUCUGAACUGAGACAUUAUGCUCCAAUUGUGCCAAUUGUUCUUGUGGGAACUAAACUUGAUUUGAGGGAAGACAAGCAAUAUUUGAUUGAUCAUCCUGGAGCCACACUUAUAACUACUUCUCAGGGAGAAGAGCUGAAGAAGACAAUUGGUGCUGCUAUGUACAUAGAGUGUAGCUCAAAGACUCAGCAGAAUGUAAAGGCAGUGUUUGAUGCUGCGAUCAAGGUUGUUUUGCAGCCACCUAAGCUCAAGAAGAAAGGAAAGAAGAAGAACACGCCUUGUUUUUUGCUCUAAUUCAAGUUGUUGAUGUUAAAUUCUCAUAUUGUAACAUUCAGAUCCUUCUUCCUAGGAUUUUCUUUUUCUUAUAUUUUGUUUCAUGAAUCCUUUAGAACAUAAGUACUGCAAAGUGAAACUCUAUACUAUAUUGUUCUCCAAUGUCUACUUGAUGAGAGUAGACUCAAUUCAAUAUUAUAAAAUGAACAUUAUAAUUAGUUACCA
This is a messenger RNA of Cajanus cajan (pigeon pea), 946 nucleotides long. RefSeq names its product rac-like GTP-binding protein RAC2. Gene Ontology annotation, molecular function: GTPase activity; GTP binding. Lineage: Eukaryota; Viridiplantae; Streptophyta; Magnoliopsida; Fabales; Fabaceae. Gene Ontology annotation, biological process: small GTPase-mediated signal transduction. The record is from RefSeq and is a predicted model, not a curated record.